This is a messenger RNA of Neoarthrinium moseri, 435 nucleotides long. RefSeq lists its product as uncharacterized. NCBI's taxonomy places the organism in Eukaryota, Fungi, Ascomycota, Sordariomycetes, Amphisphaeriales, Apiosporaceae. The record is from RefSeq and is a predicted model, not a curated record. Bases 1 to 435 code for a protein of 144 amino acids. The transcript has 2 exons.
AUGAAAUCGGCAGUCCUUACUCUCUUUAGCUUAUUAUCCGUGGCUGCCGCUACUCCGGCGAGCAAACUCUUUGCGCGCCACAAUGAGUGCGAGUAUUCCGGGAUCUCUGGUGGUGUUCGAUUCCAAGGAACAUGCAAAACUGAUGGUGGUGCUGGUGUAUGUACGCUAAACGGGCUGUCUGGCACUUGGGGUUGCGACUACAAGUGGCACAACAACGCCGGCAUGACGGCCUGUGGGAACGCAGCCGACUCCCAAUAUGCUGUAGGUGGCGCCUUCUUGCCAAUUCGGGUUUUGUUGUUAACAGGAAUGUUCAGUGCAAAUCAAAUGGCUCCCCUUGCUGGGCUUACUCCUACGCGGAGGACUCUGGAAGUAUCGUGGUUCACUGCACGAACAAAUGAUGCACUGCCGUCCGCAACGCUUGAAAUGGACCCAUAA